Messenger RNA from Brassica napus (rape), 1902 nucleotides. RefSeq names its product B3 domain-containing protein REM9-like. The coding region runs from base 878 to 1627 and encodes 249 amino acids. The record is from RefSeq and is a predicted model, not a curated record. The transcript is spliced from 3 exons. Gene Ontology annotation, molecular function: DNA binding. Lineage: Eukaryota; Viridiplantae; Streptophyta; Magnoliopsida; Brassicales; Brassicaceae.
UGCUACCGAGGAACAAGGGAAAAAACUCUUAACAUUACUAAGACCACCCGCAUCGGGGGUUUAUGAGAGAGUCAUGGGCUCGGUAUCAUAGGCCUUUUCGAUUAAAAGAAAUGAAUAAAUGGGUUUCAACCCGUGAACCGGGUCUUCCAAGUGAGCCCGUAUGAUACGGGGUCAUGCCACGCGGCGCAGAGGGAGUGGCUACGCGAUCGCGCGGGUUGAGUGCGAAAAAAUGGGUUUCGCGUGAAAGAUCCCAUUUUCCCUUCUCUCUUCGAAAUCUAGGGUUUCUCCGUCUGUGAGGCAAUUUCGUGUCGGAGUCCAGAGCCGGAGAUUUUCUCGAUCAAUUCGUCGUCGGAGUCACUCGUAAACGCUCUCAGGUGAGUCUCAAUCACUCCGAGGACGAGAUAGCUUCGAUUUGAUCUCGAGAGGUUUCUAGGUUAAGGAAGUCGAUUUGGGGGUUUCGUCUUAGGGUGGGAAAUCGAGAAGGGGGUUUCGAUUUCUUGGUCAAAAUCGACAUACGGUUUCCUUUUAGGGUUCGUUUAUCAUGGAUUUCAUUUCGAUUUGGGGGUUUCGUGUAAGGGUUCGAAAUGUAAAAGGGGGUUUUAAUUUAGGACAUGAAUAUAACCGGACUUGGCUCUUUUAGAAUUGUUUUCAUGCAUGAUAGGAUUAGACCUUUGAACCGAAUUUUUGACAUAGCAAUAUAGAUAGCAUCAAUGGUUACUAGUCGAUUAACAGCUUCAGUAUGCUUUCUUGAAUGGAAAAACAAACCACAUUUUUGAUUUCUAUAGUUCUGUGGUCUCGUGUGGUCUAUAGUAGUUUGAUGCCAUUUUUUUAAAUUGGAACUCGAUUAAUACAUGUAAUUGGAACUCGAUUGUUGCAGAUGGAAACUCCCCGAGAACCUCAUUUCUUCAAGCCUCUUCUUCCUGGUUUUCAAAGUGGCGUCGCAAUACCACUUGACUUCUACUCAAAACACAUACAAGGGGCUGAGAUCAAUAAACCAUGGAAGCUAAGAUCGGACGCUUCGGAUCAAAUUUGGGAGGUGAUCCGAGAAGGCAGGACACUCACCAAAGGUUGGAAAGAGUUCACCGAAGCACAUGAUCUUCGAAUCGGUGACAUUGUCAUCUUCAAACACAAAGGAGACAUGGUCUUUCAUGUGACUCCUUUUGGUCCUAGCUGUUGUGAGAUUCAGUAUACACAUCCUCACAUCGUUAAGGAAGAAGCCGACGCGGAUGAUGCUCCUACUUUCUCAUACGACUACUGCUUCUUGGCUGAGGUUACUCCUACAAAUCAAAAGGACGACAAAAUGUUUCUUCCUGUGGAAGCUAUGAGGUGUGGUGCUUUGAACCAACAAUGCAAAGAGGUCAAACUUGUCAACAAGGAGGGAAAGUCAUGGACUGCGCGCUUCGGAUUUAGCGAAUCAGACGGCGCAUAUUACAUCAGCAGAGGGUGGAAAAAGUUCUGUCGUGAUAACAGAUGCACCAACGGAGAUUUGUUUGUGUUCAACGUGGUUGGAGACGGGACGACAACUCCAUUACUGUGUGUAUGUCCGGAAAGGAAGGAGUGUACUGAACUACUGAUCAAGCACUUCAGCAGAAUCGAUGGUAGCAUUGCUUCUACCUCACGAAAUUAGAUGGCUCUUUUGCGGUCUUUCCUCUCUAUCAUCUUAACUUGUUUCUUUUUGUUUCAUUAGCAACUUAUCAACUUAUGUAUUUCGGUUUGUAAAACUUGAAUGGUUUUUCUAUGUGUACUUUUAUCCUAAGUUAAACAUUCUCGAACUUAAUUCCUUUGUUGAAUUCGUAGACUGAUCAUCGAACAAAAUGUUUCUAUGAAUUGAAUUUAAGUUAAGAAACAACAUAAAAUUUUAAAACAUAGCUUUUCUACAUUUGAAAACACAAACCAAAAUAU